AUGGCAACAUUAAACUUUGCUUUGAAGAACAACACCGGUUCGAACACGGUCUAUGCUUAUAUUACAGGCCAGGCGCUUGAUCAUAACAAUGCGCUUUUCCUCCUGCGAUCUGAUGGCAAGACAGCCUACUACCCGACCUCACCAUCGGCCACUGGGACCAGCCUGAGCGAAGAUUGUGCGAUUCCCCUGGGUGCCUCUGGUAGUACCACCACCAUCACUAUUCCGCACCUUGCCGGCGCCCGAUUGUGGUUCGCGCGAGACAACAGGUUGACCUUCUUUCUGAAUCCUGGACCUGCCUUGGUUGAGCCUUCGGUAUCCAACCCGUCGGACCGUAACUACAAUCUGGUGUGGGCCUUUUGCGAAUUCACCUGGAACCAUUACCAGCUUUAUGCGAAUCUCAGCUACGUCGACUUCGUGUCGAUGCCCAUCGCCAUGACCCUAACCAACGGAUCUGGUGCAACCCAGACUGUCAGGGGUCUGCCACCCAAUGGUCUCGACCUAGUCUGUAAUGCCCUCAGAGAGCAAAACAACAAGGAUGGCGCCGGCUGGGACAAGCUCAUAAUCCAGCGCAACGGGGUCAACUUGCGAGCCCUUUCCCCGAACACGGGACGAGCCCUCAAUCAGUCGUUGUUCCGAGGUUACUAUGAAGGCUAUGUGAAUCAAGUCUGGUCCUACUACGAAAACAGCACCAGAAAUACCUUGACAGUAAACACACAGGCUAACGCCGGUGAUGUCACUGCCAAAGUAACCUCCGGUCUCUUGUCCUUCUCAAUCCCAGGCAUCACGUAUACCAAGCCGUCUACUGGAGACAUCUUCAGCAAUAGUUCUGGGUCUUUUGCUGUGUCGGGGAAUGGCACCAAAGACGCCAUUACAGCUCGUCUCGCGGCGGCGUUCAAUCGCUCAACCUUGUUGAUCAAUGGCAACCAGCCGAAUGGGGAGACGGUUUCCAACUACUACAAGAACCCCGUGACAAACCACUACUCGCGUAUCUGUCAUUCUGUGAGCAUUGAUUCCCGAGGAUAUGCGUUCCCAUAUGAUGAUGUUGCACCCAAGGAUGGUUCCGAUCAGUCUGGCAGUGUUUUUGAUGGCAAUCCAAAGCUUUUAACAGUCACUAUUGGUGGUGGCCCCAGUAACUCUGCCAAGCAGUCUGCUAUCGAGAACGCCGCUGCGCCAGUCCGGCAGCCCGUGGAGAAUGGAAAGAAGUCGAGUCGCUUCCAUGAGCUGAGGAGCUUUGUCGAUAAGCUGUCGCACAGGCAGAGCAACACUUGA
Messenger RNA from Penicillium digitatum Pd1, 1269 nucleotides. RefSeq names its product glycoside hydrolase family 64 protein. Lineage: Eukaryota; Fungi; Ascomycota; Eurotiomycetes; Eurotiales; Aspergillaceae. The record is from RefSeq and is a predicted model, not a curated record.